Molecule: messenger RNA, 2190 nt
Organism: Drosophila ficusphila
Lineage: Eukaryota; Metazoa; Arthropoda; Insecta; Diptera; Drosophilidae
Exons: 5
Coding region: 98-2041 (647 amino acids)
Cellular component (GO): nucleus
Source: RefSeq, a predicted model, not a curated record
UUCUUAGAAGCAAAUUUUUUAUGGUCUCCCUAAUCAAAACAAACAAAAACCGGCAAAAUCUUGCGAAAUAAAUCAUAUCGAACAAAUGUAGAAAAAAAUGCGAGGUGUUCGCAAGUGUGUUCACUGUGGGGCCGUGAAUGGAAACCGAGCUCAGGUUUGCCGGAAUGUCGAUUGUCCGCAGCGCAGGAAUGUUCUUGAUGCCGUCCAGUUGGUUUCCUUGCGGGCAGGAUCCACGGUUUACUCCUUGAGGAUCAAGGAGAAGGAGCAGCAGCCGCGGAACUUUGUGGUCGUUAGGGAUGUCACACUGUCCUUGCAACCAGAUGCUGCGGUGGUGUCCAGCAAUGCCGAGUGCUACGUGGAGUCCUGCAAGAAAGCAGAAGGAGAAUCCUUGGACUGCAUCCAUGUUAAAGCCUGUAGAGAACUGGGCACGGAGUUUCCAAAGGCUCAGGUUUACCUUGUGUCCCGGGAGGUCUUGUGGAACUUGAACAUCAACCAGGAGCAGAAGCAGCACCUCUGGCAUCUGUACAAGUUCGCCGAAGAGGAGGAGCACCUCCCUGCAGUUCAAAAAUUGAAUCACUCUACAUUUGCCGUGAAAUGCGAGAGAUCUGAAUCCUUUCCAGCUGCACGUUUGCAUGUCACCGUUUUCGCCAACGGCUUGUCAAAGAAAAAAGGAAGCUACGCCUGUGCUUGCAGGAAGCUGAAGAUUAUAGUGGAGCCCGAUAACUCUCUAGUGAUGCAGGAUGAGAUCUGUGAUCACUUGCUGCUCGUUUUGGCCGCAAUCCUGAGUUCCCCGCAAGGGAAACGGGUUUAUGGCCAGUUCACCAGUCGAUUGCAGAGCUUCUGGAUGCCCUCACAGCUGGAAACGCCGUUGGGAGAGAUUGCCACAGAGGAUUUGGAGCUUAGUUUGAGCAUGGUGGAUGAUUUCGAUCCACAGGUGGACAUACUCGUCUUCGGGGAUCAGCUGGAUCUUCCCUUGCCGGAUAUCACUGAUGGCGUCUUCAACCUGGACAACAUGCAGGCAGCCACUUCUAGUCACAAUACCUCAAAUACCAGUGAUGCCUUCAUCCAUUAUGCCAACGACUCGCAGCUGUUGUCCAACUGCGAUGUUUUUGGGGAGCCUAUUGAGUUGACCGACUGCAACAUCGAACUGAUGGAUCAGUUUCAGCCCACGGAUCAGAUCGAUAUAUGCAGCGAGGACAUAGAACUGCCGCUUAUCAGUGAACCCUACAAUAUCCUCGCUGCUCCACCCAUUUUCACGGAAGCCACGCCCGCAGUGGUGACCGACCAACUGCCCAUUGAACUGGCGACCAUAUCGGUGGUAAAAAAGGCUCCUGUGAAGGUCUCCGAGAUUGUUACGGAAGUUAAGUCCCGAAAACAGCCACCUUUGCCCGCCAAAAGGGACCUGAUAGUCAAUCAUUUAGGCACAUCAACCCCAGUUAUAGAGAACAUCUGCUUGGAUGCGGCUGUUCAACCGGCAUUAUCCUACUCAGCAUGGCUGGACCAUGUGAUUGAGCUUCUAAACGAACUAUUUGAGCCGUUGGAAACUCCUAGCGGUGGGCAGACAAAACGCUUAGUGGAACAAAACUUCCACGUCCACAAUGACACUUUUUCGCAUUUCUGCAAAAGCUUUAGUGCUGGAAUCAGGCGUCGUCCCUUGGAUAGGUCUAUUGUGAUAGAAUCAGGCAAAUAUAAAGGACUCAACAAGUACACCUGGCAUUUUACGACCUCGCACACCGUGAAGCGCAUAUUCAGUACCUCGAAUGUUGAGCUGCAGUUGGAGCGCUCGUUUGAACGCCACGCAGAUGGUCAUUUUUUUCCGUAUGUACGUCCAGCUGUUGAACCACAUGUUCCUGGUCAGCCUAAAAAGAGAGCAAUCUACACCAGAGUCAAACUCUAUAUGGUGAAGAUUGUCUUCGAAACGGCUCCAAAGGAUCAAUCCGGCAACGGACUCCUUUUAACCUGGACCCCGGAUGUCCUGCCCCGCAGUCAUUUCGGGUUGAUGCACGUGGAGUUCACUGUAGAGACACGAUCGCCCAGCUAGAAUGAAGCAUUUGUUACCAUUGCCGGUGUCAGUAUGAGAAAUUUACAAGCCUUUCUAGCGUAUAAGUAGUCUUAACCUAAGUCGGGUUAGUGCCUAAGAAACAUAAUCUCACAAAAAUUGGUCAUUAGUUGGUUAAUAUGUAGAGCCGC